Molecule: messenger RNA, 4239 nt
Organism: Trichechus manatus latirostris (Florida manatee)
Lineage: Eukaryota; Metazoa; Chordata; Mammalia; Sirenia; Trichechidae
Gene: RBCK1
Product: RANBP2-type and C3HC4-type zinc finger containing 1
Exons: 14
Coding region: 284-1786 (500 amino acids)
Biological process (GO): proteasome-mediated ubiquitin-dependent protein catabolic process; positive regulation of canonical NF-kappaB signal transduction; protein linear polyubiquitination
Cellular component (GO): ubiquitin ligase complex
Molecular function (GO): ubiquitin binding; ubiquitin-protein transferase activity
Source: RefSeq, a predicted model, not a curated record
CUGCCUCCGGAAUGGCUGGGCCUCCCGCGGAGGGGAGCGAGGUGACCCGGAGGUAGCAAUUUCCAGGAGCCGCAGCCCCCGCCUGGGGGCAUGGGCCCACCCGCGCCAGAUGGACGAGAAGACCAAAAAAGAGGCGUUUUGUUAUUCAUUUACUUGCCGAUCCUGAGACCUCCUUGGGCCACUCUGUGCGGAGAUCCGGGUGGCGGCUCCCAGAGGACACAGGACGUUGAACUUGGAGACCUCCCUGCUGCGGUGGGGAGACAGACCUCAGCUGACAGAGGAGAUGGCCCUGAGCCUCAGCCGGGCAGUGGCCGGUGGGGAUGAGCAGGUGGCCAUGCAGUGUGCCAUCUGGCUGGCGGAACGAAGGGUGCCCCUAAGUGUGCAACUGAAGCCUGAGGUCGCUCCAUCACAGGACAUCAGGCUGUGGGUGAGCGUGGAGGAUGCUCAGAUGCACACCGUCACCAUCUGGCUCACAGUGCGCCCUGACAUGACAAUGGCUUCCCUCAAGGACAUGGUAUUCCUGGACUAUGGCUUCCCACCAGCCCUGCAGAGGUGGGUGAUUGGGCAGCGGUUGACAAGAGACCAGGAAACCCUGCACUCCCAUGGGGUGCGGCAGGAUGGGGACAGUGCCUUCCUCUAUCUGCUGUCAGCCUGCAACACCUCACUCAAUCCCCAGGAGCUGCAGCGGGAGCGGCAGUUGCGGAUGUUGGAAGAUCUGGGCUUCAAGGACCUCACGCUGCAGCCAAGGGGCCCCCUGGAGCCAGCUGCCCCCAAGCCCGGGGUGCCCCAGGAGCCAGGGCGGGGACAGCCAGAAGCUGCCCCCGAGCCCCCGCUGGUGGGCUGGCAGUGCCCGGGGUGCACCUUCAUCAACAAGCCCACACGGCCCGGCUGUGAGAUGUGCUGCCGGGCGCGGCCGGAGGCCUACCAGGUGCCUGCCUCGUACCAGCCCGAUGAGGAGGAGCGAGCGCGCCUGGCCAGCGAGGAGGAGGCACUGCGUCAAUACCAGCAGCGGAAGCAGCAGCAGCAAGAGGGGAACUACCUGCAGCACGUCCAGCUGGAUCAGAGGAGCCUGGUGCUGAACACCGAGCCUACCGAGUGCCCCGUGUGCUACUCGCUGCUCGGGCCCGGCGAGGCAGUGGUGCUGCGGGAGUGUCUGCACGCCUUCUGCAGGGAGUGCCUGCAGGGCACCAUCCGAAACAGCCAGGAGGCGGAGGUCUCCUGCCCCUUCAUUGACAACACCUACUCGUGCUCGGGCAAGCUGCUGGAGAGGGAGAUUCGGGCGCUACUGACCCCCGAGGAUUACCAACGAUUUCUGGACCUAGGCGUCUCCAUUGCUGAAAACCGCAGUGCCCUCAGCUACCACUGCAAGACCCCUGACUGCAAAGGAUGGUGCUUCUUUGAGGACGAUGUCAACGAGUUCACCUGUCCUGUGUGUUUCCACGUCAACUGCCUGCUCUGCAAGGCCAUCCACGAGAAUAUGAACUGCAAGGAGUACCAGGAUGACCUGGCCCAGCGAGCUCAGAACGACGUGGCCGCCCGGCAGACGACAGAGAUGCUGAAGGUGAUGUUACAGCAGGGUGAGGCCAUGCACUGCCCGCAGUGCCAGAUAGUGGUGCAGAAGAAGGACGGCUGCGACUGGAUCCGCUGCACCCUCUGCCACACCGAGAUCUGCUGGGUCACCAAGGGCCCUCGCUGGGGUCCAGGGGGCCCAGGAGACACCAGUGGGGGCUGCCGCUGCCGGGUGAAUGGGAUUCCUUGCCACCCCAGCUGUCAGAACUGCCACUGAGCUGAGGGUGGUCCUGUCCCCACACUGACCCAGCCCCACAUCCGCAGGCUGCUGUGGGGUGGGGCUGGGAAUGGGGCUUUGGCUCUGAUUCUGGCCUGGGAGAUGCCUCUGGGCUUGGCGGAGAUGGGGGCCUGCAGAGAGCCCAGGGCCCCUGAGCUGCCUGGCUGGCCUUGUUCGAUAUAGGGGUUGUCCAUAGCCGCCCCAGUGCCUUUGCCCUUCCUCUGGGGCUUGCAGGCCAGACCUCUCACCUCUUCUGUGUGGCUACCAGCUCUGCCUGACCCCAGCCUUAAGCACAGCCCAGGGCCAGAGGCCUUGCCAGGCAGUGCCUCUGUGAGCCUCCUGCGUGGCUUACUCCGCCCACCCUCGUCUGCAGCCCACCAAGCAUUCACAGCCUCCCUGCCUCCCUUUUUGGCUUUCUGGGGGUGACUUUCCUCUUCCCUUGCUGUCGGAGGCGCAGAGCCUCCUAGAGCUGCUGCUAAUCCUGUCAGAAGCUGGGAGGGAGACCUGGCUGCUUUUAAAGCACAGCCACAGGCCGGGCGUCUGCACCUCCCCCUUUGCCGCCUGUGUAAGCUAAUUAAAAUGGUUUUCCAGGAAGUGUGAGUGUGGUGUCCUUGAAGAAGUGGGCUGGGACUCUGCACAGAGGCAGGAUCCCAAGCUCCUGGGGAAUUGCCACAGGAAGUCGGUAUAUCGGACCCUUUCAACGGAGUCCCUGGGUGGUGCAAACGGUUAACACACUUGGCUGCUAACCAGAAGGUUGGAGGUUGAAGUCCACCCAGAGGCACCUCAGAAGAAAGGCCUGGCAGUCUACUUCCAAAAAAUCAGCCAAUGAAAACCUUAUGGAGCACAGUUCAACUCUGACACACAUGGGGUUGUGCUGAGUUGGGGUCGACUCGAUGGCAACUGGCUUCAGUUUUCAGUGGUAGAAAAAGGGUAUGACUGAGUUCAGGAUCUUUGCACCAGACUUGGCACUCUCUGUCCAACUCCGGGAAGUGGAUGCUCUUGGGUCAGCAUUAGCCUGGACAGGCAGGGUUUGUCCAUUGUGCCAAGGGUCCACAAAGAAGGGGCUGCAGAUAAACAUGGGCUUCAGGGAGAGGGAUGGGCCGAGGCAGCAGCUACAGGCUGGCAGGAAAGGCUUGUUACCUGCUUUUGACCUUUUGGGGUAUCCAGAGUUGGGGAACGUGUAUUUUAGGAAUAAAUUAAGCUUUAACUGCUUUUAUUGAUGGUGAGGCUGUCCAACCUAAUUUUAACAUGUCUGACAAGAUGGCAAAAUAUUGGCCCAGUGAUACUAGGACUCACUCUGCUGGUGAGAUUAAUAAAGCAGGGUUCUGGGAUACCCAUUCUCUAAAUUUUUAUUCCAUUCUGUGACUCACUUUCUGUUGAACUCUGGUAUUUUAAGGCCCACACAUCAUCUGUGCCUGGAGGUGGACUACCAUGACAACAGGCUGAGGGCGCAUGUUCUGUUCAAGGCUUGGAAUCUAGGCUUUGGGGCAUGUGGUUUUGAGGGGGAAGGGCCUGCUCUAGCCCAUGGAAAAGAAUCGCCACUUGUCCUUGGAUGCCAAGACACUGAAGAGUUGAUCCCAGGUGCUGUGAGCAGAGACGUGGACAAUGUGUGAAUGGACUGUGCCUUCCAUCUCUGCCAGCAUUGGCUCAGAGAGCUGUCGGAGCUAUGAAGGGCCCGCUGGCAGCCUCCCAGCCCCGGAGCGAGCAAGGGUCAGCAGAGCCGCUGGUUGGGAGAAAACGGAACAAGUGAAUGAGAGCUGGGCUGCAGGAGGAGAACAUGGGACCCAGGUCAGGGCAGACAGUGCCUCCCUCCUCCCUCUCCUGCCUGUCUUGGUACAAGAGACAAGCAGAGACCAUUCUCUUGGCGCAGACGGUGCAAAUUGGUGAGCCACAGGCUGUGACCAGUCCACCCAACACUGUUUCAGAAAUUUGAAUUGGUUGCCAUUUUUUUUAAUUGUAGUGAGUAAAUAUGUAAUAAAACAUUUGCCAUUUCAGUAUUUUUCACAUUUUACAUCAAUUCAGUGACAUUAAAUUACAUUCAUCACGUUCAACUACCACCACUAUCCAUUUCCAAAUGUUUCUAUCACCCUUAACAGAAGCUGUGUCCCCUAAGCAAUGGGUUGCCGAUAUUUUUACAUAGGGAGAUAGCACAUUAAAACCUAGAUGCCCAGCUUCUCUUGAAAAAGUGGAAGCUUGGUAAUCCUGGGUCCUCUUUCCACAUGGCAGGAAUGCCCGGGUCACAUGGAGGCUGCUCCUCUUCAUGAAGGCAUGCACCUUCUAGUUCGUCGGGGUCAUCAUCACCCCAUUAGGCUCACACACAGCCUCGUCAAUGUCCUUGCACCAUUCUGUUCCUCAUAAACCCUAAGGGGGAAAAGAAGUAUUUCUUUACCAAUGGCUCCAUCAAAGAGGAGGACAGGUCAGAGUGGAUUGCUUUGGCUGCAUCUUUCAUUUUG